Molecule: messenger RNA, 2017 nt
Organism: Phlebotomus papatasi
Lineage: Eukaryota; Metazoa; Arthropoda; Insecta; Diptera; Psychodidae
Gene: Pcl
Exons: 4
Coding region: 163-1605 (480 amino acids)
Source: RefSeq, a predicted model, not a curated record
UUGUUUUGAAUUUCUAGCAAAGUCAGUGAAAAAACCGAAGAAGUAAAAAAAAAUGGGGAAAAUUCUUCAUAAUAUGUCUUAGCAAAUUAGAGAAUAUUUAGACUGGACAACAUUGGACUGAAACAAGGGGUUUGAAAGGGUGAUCCUGUCGGCGGAAUUGCAAUGUCACACAGUGAGGAUUCCGCACGAAGCGACGGUGAAACCUUGAUGGACACAGAUGACACACAAUUUGUCCAACCGGCUCCACCGGACAAGGUGCCCAAGGAAUUUGUGGGCAGGACGAAGGGUUGCCCAUCAGAAGCCGGCAACACCAUCAUGAUCACAAAUAAGUACAGCAAUGCAGGAAUUGCCAAUAAUUCCAACAAUUCCAUCAUGAUUCUCACAUCAAAUACGGACGUGUCCAAGAUCACAUCCUCCAGCCAGAUCAAUAUCUGCAUCAAUAAUCACUUCAGUGACACCAUCACCAGCUCCUCCUCCUCCGUCACCGCGGACACUGGAGCCCCAGCAGACCAUCAGGUUAAGGCGAAGGAUCCCCAGGAUGAGCCAGAUUCCACCACAUGUCACUUCAGAGACUCCAGAUCUCAGGCCAGUGCGCCCAAUGCCCAGCCGGAGCCCAGCAAGGACGCCAAACCCGCCGCAGAAGCUCAACCACCGCCCCAGAAGAGCCCCGACUGCCCCGACUUUGCGGCCGGGGACGAGGUUCUGGUCAGCAGGGAGGAUGCCUUCUACCUGGGCACAGUGGUGCUCGUGGGUAGGAAGCAGGCCUGCGUGACCUUUGGGGAUGAAUCCAAAUGCUGGGCGUACUUUGGGGAGAUGCGUAAGAUUGACAAAGAGGGCGACAGGGGCCCGGUCUGUGUGCACUGCAAAGAGAGGAGCGGCCAGGAGCCGGAAUCCGUGGUGGAUGUCUGUAAGCGCUGCCACCGAGGAUACCACAAAAAAUGCACCGGAGUGGAAGGAAAGGACCCUGGAAUCUACUGCAAAAGGUGUCUCGAACAAAAUAGUCUGAAUGGCGUGAAUGGUGGAAAGUAUUUUAAUAAGAAUAACAAUUUGAUGGGUGAUGAUAGAUUGUCGUAUUCGGACAAUUCUCUUUCGCCGUUUGAUACAGGGAAUUUCUUUCCGUUGCGCUCGUCAGACUACAAAGAUGCAUGGUCGGGAUCAUCGAAUAAUUCGGACCAGAGCACAGCAUCGUCCAAUGGGAAUUAUCCAGGACGCAAAAUGUACACCUGCGGACGGAGAUUGAGGGAGAGGCAGGAGAAGAAUUAUGCUGAGAGCACUAGACGCCCAGCUGCCUCAUCCAAUUCCACUGGAAAUCCUCAAGCGUCCACAUCUGGCUGUUCCAACUCUGAUACAUCGUCCUCAUCAUCCUCCUCGUCGUCCCUCAUCAAUUUCUCAGCCACAACAUUCCUCAGUCAGCAGCUGCUUAGCAGCCAACGUCCGGGACAUUCUCGGAGUUCCUCUGCUUCGGGUAAGGGCUUUUUUGGGAAAAUCUUUGAUACCAGCACACCCUCGCAUCUGCCCCAUGGCGAUAAGUACGUGAUCCGGGGCAAGAGGAUCGACGUGGACGGAAAUAUUCAGUACCUCGUCGAGUGGGAAGGAGUCUCUUAAGCUUAUCAUCAUCCCAAAACCAAUCAAGCAACGUUGCCCAAUGCGAUCGUGUAAGUAUCUUCUAAGGGGGAAAAAAACUUUCAGAAAGCACACUAAAACUGCCAAGGGAUAGACUAGAAAGGGUUGGGGGAUAGAUCGGUUAGAUUUUUUUCAGCGGAAAAAUUGAAAAAAAAAGAAUCCUAUAUUGAAACAAACAGGAAGCAACGAUAUGUCCAGGAGAUAGAUUUACUAAAUAAAAAGGCAACGGUUUACCAGAAAGUAAAAAAAAACAUAACAGAUGGCGCUAGUGACUGAUAAUACAUACAUUAUUUGUUAAAUCUCGAACUCUAGUUUUAGUAGAUAUAAAACUCUGAAUUUUCAACAUUAUUUCUAAGUUUCAGAAUUAAAUUAAUUAACCACUAUUGAAAAAGAA